UUCUUAGCUAAAUUUAUUUUUAUUUUUAGCUUUCUCCGUUACCGUCAGUAGUCGCAGCAGCAGCAGCUAGAUAGCGCCCACACACACAUAAAGCAAAAGCCUUUGAGCUCUCUCUCUCCACUCCCAAAUCCCAGAGACUCUCUCUCCUUUGAGGGUUUUUUGUUUUUCUUCCUAAUUUCUGCUUCAAUUCGAUUUUCACAGAGAAAGUCUCCUCCUUUUGGAACAUUUUCAGGUGUUAAAUUUCUCACUGUAUCGGCUACAUUGUACCGGAAAAACCUCUCGAUCUCGGGAAUCACACCGAUAAUCGUCUCUUUGGUUUCCGGGAAAGAGAGAUUUGGGUUUGGUGUUAAAGAUUGCAUGAAUGCUGGAAAUGGAAAGAGUUGCUGAGCUCAAGAGACUUCCUAGUAAAGGUCCUGUCUCUGGUCACUUAUCGAGAAGACCAUACUUAGACUUGGAAACUAGAGAUACGUUUAAUGGCAAUGCCAAUGGUAUGCAUUUGGAGACUUUGAGGGAACGAGCUGCUCGAUACAACUCGGGAAGAUCAGUGAAUCCAACUACGACAUUGGGGAGAGAACUAAGCCAAGUUCUGAAUGUGCAUAGGGAAGAUACGAUAAUGACUCAAUUUGGUGGUAACAUGAAUGAUUUUCAGGAGUUUGAGCCUGUUGUAUCGUCUGUUAGAACGAUGAAGGCCAAGUAUCCUUUGUUGGAGAUUGAAGAAAUUGGGGCUGCUGAUGAUGAUGUUACUUGUAAGGGAAGCAAUGAUAUGUCUGAGGAAGCUGGUUCUAGCUCCUUCCGUGGAGUUAGUCAUCCUCCUGAGCCUGACGACAUGGAUCUUAUAACAACUGUUUAUGUGCCCAUUAGCGAAAGAAGCAAACCUGAUUCGGUUUGCUUGAUGAAGAGCAUGUCUACUACUAAAGGACCCUUUAUCGAGGACAUUUCGCUCUGUGUGCCUCCGAAGAAGUCAAGCCCGGGAGUACUCUCACCCACAGAAAGCAUAGUUGAGGAACCUGCUACAUCGCUGUCCCCGUUCUCUGUGGCUCGUGCAUCGCAGAACACUGAAAACUCUCUGCUACCGCCAGAUUCAGACAAAGAAUGUGUUUGGGAUGCUUCUUUGCCUCCCAGUACCAAUGUGAGCCCACAUAGCAGUAGUGUUGAAAGUAUGAAUUUUGCCAGGGCUAUGAGUAUUGCUAAUAGCUCUUCUGCAACAAGUACUACCCAGCGGAGCGAUGUUGUGCUUAGUAUGGACAAGAACUACUGUGACAGGAGUAUCAGUAUGGUUUUGGAUUCGUUUGAAAGCACCAAGACCAGUGCAAGCAGAGCAAGCGAUAGUAGCGGACUAAGCGAAGAGAGCAGCUGGAGCAAUUUCACGGGAAGCCUUAACAAGCCACACAAAGGGAAUGAUCCUUGGUGGAAUGCUAUCUUGGCUAUCCGAACCCGAGAUGGGAUUUUGGGAAUGAGCCACUUCAAGUUGCUGAAACGAUUAGGUUGUGGUGAUAUUGGGAGUGUCUAUCUGGCUGAAUUAAGUGGAACUCGGUGCCAUUUUGCUGUGAAAGUCAUGGAUAAAGCGUCUCUUGAGGACCGGAAGAAGUUGAAUCGAGCUCAGACCGAGAGGGAUAUUCUACAACUAUUGGAUCAUCCGUUUCUACCGACAUUGUACACUCAUUUUGAGACUGACAGAUUCUCGUGUUUGGUCAUGGAAUACUGUCCUGGAGGGGAUCUGCACACUCUAAGGCAACGUCAACCCGGGAAGCAUUUUUCGGAGUAUGCUGCUCGAUUUUAUGCUGCAGAGGUGUUGCUAGCGCUCGAGUAUCUCCACAUGCUUGGUGUUGUUUACAGAGACUUGAAACCUGAGAAUGUUCUGGUUCGAGAUGAUGGUCACAUAAUGCUUUCAGACUUUGAUCUCUCCUUGAGAUGCGCGGUUUCUCCAACACUGAUCAAAACAUUCGACUCUGAUCCAUCUAGACGUGGCGCAUUCUGCGUUCAACCCGCUUGUAUGGAGCCUACAUCAGCUUGCAUCAUCCAACCCUCAUGCUUCUUACCGCGCAGCAUUUUCCCUAACAAAAACAAAAAGAACAAGACCCGUAAAACCCAGGCGGAUUUCUUCAAAUCACACUCUGGUUCUCUCCCAGAGCUAGUGGCUGAACCUAACACACGGUCCAUGUCCUUUGUCGGAACCCACGAGUACUUAGCUCCAGAGAUCAUCAAAGGAGAAGGACACGGAAGCGCAGUGGAUUGGUGGACUUUUGGUAUCUUUGUGCACGAGCUCCUAUACGGGAAAACCCCGUUCAAAGGAUCAGGAAAUCGAGCUACUCUGUUCAAUGUAGUCGGCGAACAGUUGAAAUUCCCUGAGUCACCAGCAACUAGCUAUGCAGGCCGGGACUUGAUACAGGCUUUACUGGUGAAAGAUCCAAAGAACAGGUUAGGGACAAAGAGAGGAGCAACAGAGAUAAAGCAGCAUCCAUUCUUUGAAGGUGUGAAUUGGGCACUGAUAAGGUGUAGCACUCCACCUGAAGUACCGAGACAGAUGGAGACCGAACCGCCACCAAAGUAUGGACCGAUUGAUCCGGUUGGGUUUGGUAGUAAUAGCAAAAGGAUGAUGGCACCACCAGCAGUAUCAGCAGCAGCAGACACGAAAUCUGGUGGUAAAUUUCUAGACUUUGAGUUUUUCUAAAGCUUCCAAGAGUUUGUGUUUUGGUUCCUUAUUAGCCAUUUUUAGUCUUUUAUGUCAGCUAUAUAUUGUAACCACACCUCAAGCUUUAAUAGAUCAAGAGUGAGGGUUCAUUUCUCAUAGUAACUUAGGUCUUUUUUUUUUUGGUAUUGGAGAUUAUAUUUUCUUCCAUGGAACCAACCCUUUUGUAAGGACAUGGGAAGCCCCAAGUCUGAAAUUAAUUAAGAAAAUCUCCUUUGGUACUAGUACUGUUAGGUUUGUCGGAAUCCUUUCUCUACACAUAGUAACUAGUACUGUUAGGUUUGUCGGAAUCCUUUCUCUACACAUAGUAACUAAUAGAUCGUAGUGUCUCAGUCACUGCUAUGUUUUGGGUACAUCUAUAUGAACAUUUUUGUGGUCCCAAAAGUUAACAUUAUCUAAAACGA
Molecule: messenger RNA, 3093 nt
Organism: Arabidopsis lyrata subsp. lyrata
Lineage: Eukaryota; Viridiplantae; Streptophyta; Magnoliopsida; Brassicales; Brassicaceae
Product: serine/threonine-protein kinase D6PKL2
Exons: 3
Coding region: 362-2671 (769 amino acids)
Biological process (GO): protein phosphorylation
Cellular component (GO): nucleus; cytoplasm; plasma membrane
Molecular function (GO): protein serine/threonine kinase activity; ATP binding
Source: RefSeq, a predicted model, not a curated record